AAGAACUCUAUAUGGGAUGAAACUAAUUUAAUACUUUUAUUAUUAUGAGUCUUUAAUAUAUGUUUACUGAAGAAGAAACAAGAACAAAAGGAACUAGUAUGGCCAUUGUUUCAGCUGGUGAGGGCAAAAAAUGUGGUAAAACUAUCAAAUUCCCACAUUUUGAUGUUGUAUCAGAUGAAUCAGAUCACUAUUACAUCAAAUCAAACCAAUCCAACAAAGAAAGAAACUACUUCAAUGAUACAAACACUUCUACUUAUAGAAGCAUCAUGAAAGAAUGGAAAAUCCUUGAGAAAAAUCUCCCUGAAUCCAUUUAUGUUCGAACAUAUGAGUUGCGUAUGGAUCUUCUACGAGCAGUGAUCAUCGGUGCCCCAGGGACUCCAUAUCACGAUGGACUUUUCUUCUUCGACAUUGUCUUUCCAUCAGAUUAUCCUAACCAUCCUCCAAAUAUUUACCAUUUGUCACGCGGAUUUCAUAUGAAUCCUAAUCUGUAUUCAAGUGGAUUCGUUUGCUUGAGCCUUGUCAACACUUGGAAUGGAACCAAGGUUGAAAGAUGGACACCUACAAAUUCUACGAUUCUUCAACUUCUCGUCUCAAUCCAGGGACUAGUACUCAACGCUCAACCUUACUUCAAUGAGCCUGGUCGCGAAAAACAUAUCAAGUCUGAGACUUGGUUGAAGAGAUCUUUAGCUUAUAAUGAGGAAGUAUUCAUCAUGUCAUGUAAAUUAAUGCUUUGUCAUAUUCGUACGCCUCCAAAGAACUUUGAAGGAUUUGUUCAUCAACAUUUUCGUGAACGUGGAGAGUACAUAUUGGCAUCACUUAACACAUAUGGUGGUGGAAAGGCAACUGCAGGACAGUAUCAAGGAGAUAAUAACAAGUCAUCGUCUCGAGUUUACACCUCUGUUCAGUUUCAGAAAAAUUCGAGGAAAAUGUUUGCUGAGUUUGAAAGUGCUUUGAAGAAGUUGAGCAACAGAAACCAGGAGGAGAAAGCAAAGGAGACAGCUAAGAAGAAGAGGAAAAGGGAAAAUGCAUCAUCAAAGGCUAAAGUAGUAGUAAAGGAAAAUAAGCCUAAAAGUGGACUUAUGCAGAAGAUAAAAGGCUUUUUCAAGUUCAUUUUUGAAUGAGAUAAUAGUAAGUUUUAUGUUUACAAUUUGCAUCUGGAUGGAACAUUGUGUGUUCUUGAAUUGAAUAUUACCAUAACAAGGUACAUUGUUUGUCGCGUACUCGAAAUUUCCCCCUUGUUUUUUGGUAGAUUUAUUUGUGUUUAUGAAAGCUGAAUUUGUGUUA
Solanum dulcamara is the source of this 1284-nucleotide messenger RNA. RefSeq names its product putative ubiquitin-conjugating enzyme E2 38. The record is from RefSeq and is a predicted model, not a curated record. Gene Ontology annotation, molecular function: ubiquitin conjugating enzyme activity. Bases 60 to 1121 code for a protein of 353 amino acids. The transcript is spliced from 2 exons. Lineage: Eukaryota; Viridiplantae; Streptophyta; Magnoliopsida; Solanales; Solanaceae.